Messenger RNA from Vidua macroura (Pin-tailed whydah), 2667 nucleotides. RefSeq names its product polycystin 2 like 1, transient receptor potential cation channel (gene PKD2L1). The coding region runs from base 1 to 2535 and encodes 844 amino acids. Gene Ontology annotation, biological process: potassium ion transmembrane transport; detection of mechanical stimulus. NCBI's taxonomy places the organism in Eukaryota, Metazoa, Chordata, Aves, Passeriformes, Viduidae. Gene Ontology annotation, molecular function: sodium channel activity; calcium ion binding; calcium-activated potassium channel activity. The transcript has 15 exons. The record is from RefSeq and is a predicted model, not a curated record. Gene Ontology annotation, cellular component: membrane.
AUGAAUUUGUCUCACCUAAGCAACAGAACUGAGAACCACUUUAAAGUAUCAGAGGUGCAUGAACUGGAGACAGUGGGGAAGAAAGCUUGGGACAAUCCUGUUUACAAUGGCUCUCCCUCUCCCUCCUUGAAAAUUCAAACCAUCUACAACCCCAAGUCUGUCCUGGAGAAUCCCUAUGAGAAUUUUGAAGAGGUUGGGGAUCCACUGCCCUACCAGGAAGAACAGAGCAAAGCUGUGAAUCGGAAGACAAGUCCUUUCCUCAAGUGCUGCUUCUACAUCUUCAGAGGCAUCCGAGGUCUGUGGGGCACUACGCUGACUGAGAACACAGCUGAAAACAGGGAGCUUUACGUGAAGACCACCCUGCGAGAGCUGCUGGUCUAUGUUAUGUUCUUGGUGGACAUCUGUCUCUUGACAUAUGGAAUGACAAGUUCCAAUGCCUAUUACUACACCAAAGUGAUGUCUGAGCUCUUCCUGCAGACCUCUACAGAUGGCCGUAUCUCCUUCCAGUCCAUUGGCAGUAUGGCUGACUUCUGGGUGUAUGCACAAGGUCCCCUGCUGGAUAACCUUUACUGGACAAAGUGGUACAACAACGAGUCCCUGGCAGCACACAGCACCCAGUCAUACAUCUACUACGAGAACCUGCUGCUGGGUGUCCCACGCAUGAGACAACUGAAGGUGAAGAACAACUCCUGUGUAGUCCACGAUGACUUCAAGGAGGAAAUCUCAGGCUGCUAUGAUGUAUACUCUGAAGACAAGGAGGAAAGGGUCUCCUUUGGGCUCAUCAAUGGAACGGCGUGGAGAUACCAUUCUGAGGAGGAGCUGGGUGGUUCAUCUCACUGGGGAAGACUAACCAGUUACAGUGGGGGAGGAUACUACAUAGACCUCAAGACGACCAGAGAAGAGAGUGCUGAAGCCCUGCAGGUCUUGAAGGAGAAACUGUGGCUGGAUCGGGGAACACGAGUUGUCUUUAUUGAUUUCUCUGUGUAUAAUGCAAAUAUCAAUCUGUUCUGUGUUCUCAGGUUAGUGGUUGAGUUUCCAGCCACUGGUGGUGCUGUUCCCUCUUGGCAAAUCCGGACAGUGAAGCUUAUACGCUAUGUCAGUGCAUGGGACUUCUUCAUUGUCGCCUGUGAAAUUGUAUUCUGUGUCUUCAUCUUCUACUAUGUGGUGGAAGAGGCUUUGGAGCUCCGUAUCCACAAGUUUCAGUACUUCACCAGCAUCUGGAACAUUCUGGAUGUGGUUGUCAUUCUGCUCUCCAUUGUUGCCAUUGGGUUUCACAUCUUUCGCACCACAGAGGUGAACAGGCUGCUGGGAGAGUUGCUGGAACACCCCAACACCUAUGCAGACUUUGAAUUCCUGGCAUUCUGGCAGACACAGUACAACAAUAUGAAUGCAGUCAACUUAUUUUUUGCCUGGAUCAAGAUAUUCAAGUACAUUAGCUUUAACAAAACAAUGACCCAGCUCUCCUCCACGCUGGCACGUUGUGCCAAGGACAUCCUGGGCUUUGCCAUUAUGUUCUUCAUUGUCUUCUUUGCCUAUGCCCAGCUGGGUUACCUCCUUUUUGGGACACAAGUGGAAAACUUCAGUACCUUUGUUAAAUGCAUUUUCACCCAGUUUCGGAUCAUUCUCGGUGAUUUUGACUACAAUUCCAUUGACAAUGCCAACAGGGUCCUUGGGCCUAUUUACUUUGUCACCUAUGUGUUCUUUGUUUUCUUUGUGCUUCUGAACAUGUUUCUGGCCAUCAUCAAUGACACCUACUCAGAAGUCAAGGAGGAGCUUUCGAGCCAGAAGGAUGAGCUGCAGCUCUCUGACAUCUUGAAGCAGAGCUACAACCGGACACUCACGAGGCUGAAGCUGAAGAAGGAGCAGAUUUCUGAUGUGCAGAAAGCCCUGCAGAAUGGAACAAAACAGCUAGACUUUGAAGACUUCAAGAACAGCUUGAAGGAACUGGGCCAUGCAGACCAUGAGAUCACAGCAGCUUUCUCCAGAUUUGACAAAGAUGGCAACCACAUCCUUGAUGAAGAGGAGCAACAGCAGAUGAAGCGUGACCUAGAGGCAAAAAGGGUUGCUCUAAAUACAGAGAUUGAAAAUCUAGGGAAAUCCUAUGGUGACAACAACCUGGAUGAGAAUCUGACCUACAUGGAAGCAAGGAAUAACCACACCAAUAAGGCCACCUGGGUCUCCAAAGAAGAGUUCCAAGUCCUUCUGCAUCGUGUGCUGCAGCUGGAACAGUCCAUAAACAGCAUUGGCUCCAAGAUUGAUGCAGUGGUGAACAAGCUUGAUGUGCCAGAAAGAAAAGAGCUGAGGAGGAAGGAUCUGUUGGGCAAACCACUGGGUAAUGUUAGCAAGGAGGAAGAAACCAGUCAGGAAGAGCUGCACGCCCAGAGCCUAGACCAGCUGGGGAAAGAAGAAGCAGAAAGUUGGGGGAUGGAAGAUAUACAGAGAAACAACCUGAGUGGCAACUCUUCCCAAAAUGGGGUCUACCACAUCUUGCCCAAGUCAAGUGCGCUGGGGUCUCAGGUGCCCAAGAACCUCUAGCCAGUCUGAUAUGCACUUGUAUAGCAGUGCUCAACAGCCCAGUGCUCCCAGUCUGGCUGCCAUGGUGCCAAGUUACUGUCAGUUGUUCCCCCACUAUUAGGAUAAUCCAGAGAGCUGGACAGAGACACCACU